AGUAAGCCUUUACUUUACUUUAAAGACUUCUUUCACUUUUGGACACUGAGGAAACACAGGAAGUUGAAAGAAAGUGGUUUUACGAGGAUUUUUAAAGAACCCUAUGCAGGGAUGGCCAGCUCUUUCCACAUGAGAUCGGCAGAUCUCAUAAAGAAGGAGCCGCUGGACUCUGGAGGAUUUGGAGAAGUUUACUUGUGCUACCAUGCGACCCUCGGCCAGGUGGUGAUGAAGACUCUGUAUACAGGUCCUCUCAGGAGCGAAGAUAGUAAAAAGUCGCUCCUGGAAGAGGGGAACAUCAUGGCAAGUCUGAACCACGAGCGCGUUGUCAAGUUGCUGGGUGUGAUUAUGGAGGACAGAGACUGCUCUCUGGUCAUGGAACUUCUUCCCAGAGGAAACCUGCUGUUGAUGUUGGAGAGGGUAAGCGUGCCAAUUUCCAUCAAGGGAAGAAUCAUCUUAGAGAUUUUAGAAGGAAUGGUGUACCUCACAGAGAGGCAUGUCGUACACAAGGACAUCAAACCAGAAAACAUUUUAGUGGAUAAGGAUUUUCACAUCAAGAUUGCAGACCUUGGCCUGGCCACCUGCAAGACAUGGAGCAAACUCACAAGACAAGAGUCUCGGAGGAAGAGUCGCGGGGGGCAAACAGCCGGGGCGAGGGGUGCUGGCACACUGAGCUACAUGGCCCCGGAGCACCUGGAGAGUAUACAUGCACCCUCCACCGAGAAGUCCGAUGUGUACAGCUUUGCAAUCGUGGUUUGGGUCAUCCUCACGGGGCAGGAACCCUAUGCAAAUGCCAGGAGUGAAGACCAAAUGAGCCAGUGUGUUCGCAAUGGUGACCGACCAGAAGAGGACCUCAUUCCAGAAGAUACGCCCAUGGAGAUAAUUCAACUCAUGAAGAGAUGCUGGGACCAAAAUCCUGAACGACGCCCGUCAUUUAAAGAAGCUUACAGCUGCUUUCUUCCCUUCUACCGGGAGAAGCUUGAUCCAUGUGUAGAAAAAGAUUUAUGUGCUCUCAGGAGCCACUAUGAAGGCCCAGAUGAACUCAUUGAGAAGAUGAAAUCAUUGUCAGUGACCAAUGAAUGUUUUUUGGCAAGUGAGCAUGAUUGUCCCGCUCCUUUGCUGAGUUCAGAUAGAGGUGUCCCUAUGCCAGUUGAAGCCAGUAUCGAGGACCUGCAUGACAUCCAGCAUGAUACAUCUAGAGAUUGUGUUCAGACAGACGCCAGGGCACAUAAUAACCACUCAAGUGUGCAGGACAAACUGGAUCGGGAGCUUCAGUACCACAAACAUGGCAGUUAUAAUCGUGAAAUCCCGCCUGACGUGGCCAGCGUGUAUCAUACCAGCACCUCAAAUCCUUUCCUGCCAAUAAGGCAGCCAGCACAAGACAGGUCCUCUGUCCAAAUCUGGGAUAAAGCUGAGCCAGUGCAGCCCAUCAGCCAGGGGGAGCCUUCGUAUUGGCCCAACCCUGGGCUAGUAACACCCACUCCGUCCUAUUUGGCUACGUCUGUCAGCGCCCCUUCAUUUCCUCAGUUUAACCAGCAACAGCCGCAGUCCCAGAUAUACCGCCAACAGUCUUGCCCAGUCCCUGAUACCCUUGGCCCGGACUUAAAUACUGGGGGUCUUUUUGCUCCUUCUUGCUCAACCCAGGACACAGGGUCUCUUUACAUUCAGAAUGCCAGCGGGAUCCAGAUCGGUAGCAACAACAAAAUGAGCAUAAUAGGUUAUGACAAGGGUCCUGGCUCAUUAUGUCCAUCUGGUAACAGCGCAGCUGUCUCCUCCAUGCAAGAAGCCAUCCUUAAAUAUGAGGACCAUGCCGUCAAAGAGGAGCACCUGGACCUGCUGAGGGAAAAUAUUGGGUCCAGUUGGAAAAUAUGUGCACGAAACCUGGGUCUGAGCAAUGUGGAGAUAGAAAUCAUAGAGCACGACUACUGCCGCGAUGGCCUGCCGGAGAUAGUGCACCAGAUGUUGGAGCGCUGGAAAAUGAAGGAGGGGUUCAUUGGCUGCACAAUCGGCAAGCUUUGUCGAGCUCUGAAAGGAAUCAUUAAGGUAGAAGUCAUCCAGAAAAUACUGGACACGUGCAGUUUUUCUACCAUGGAGACAUAAACUUUUACAGUAUUGCAGAUUUGGUUUAUUCAGUUUGAGCCAUCAAAUAGAAAAUCCAGCUGUGCGACCUUUAUCCGUUGGUUGUGUUUUUUAUAUGUUUUUAGAAAUAAUAUAUUGUUUGUGCUUAAUAAUUAUGGUGAUUAUUGUCAGAAGAUUUUUAAUAACUGAGCACCAUGAUUGAUUCAAUUUCUUUUUUUUCUUUUCUUUUUUUUAAAGCUUAUAUAGUAUUUUUAAAGGAUUUCUGGACUUUUUCUCCCAAUCUGCUCUUGAUCAGCAGAAGACAUGGUCAGGGUUACAUUUUUAUAUUCUUGUCAUUUAAGAAUCAUUGUUGUAAUUUGUGUUAUGUUAAUAAUACUCUGCAUGAUUAGUUUUUCAUACCAUCACAACAAAUGCUUUGAGCCAAAUCCAAAAUUAUUGCGAAACUAAUAUAUUGCUCAAAAAAUAUUAACGAAACACCAAGUAGCAACAUUUCAACUUCCAGGUUGAAGCCUAUGGAGGACCAAAACUGACAUAAUUAAAAAUAAAAGCAGAAAUAUAUAUAUAUUUAGUUUUUCGCAAAGAAAUGUAUAUACAUAUAUGUCCUGCUCCUUCCUGUUUAUUGACCAAUAGUAGAGAAGGUGGACCAAGAAGGGCAGCCCUCCUCAUUUGGAUAGUGAGGCAGAAAUGCAUAAGGUAAAGUAAAAAGAGGAGACGAGGGAAUGUAAAAAACAACAUUUAUAAAUUUCUUUGCGAAAAUGCACUUUUCUUUGUGAAAAACAAAAUACAGCUAUAUAUAUUUCUGCUUUUAUUUUUAUUUAUGUCAGUUUUGGUCCUACGUGGAAGCCAACUUGGAACAAAGAAAAGUAGCAGUUCCUUGACUGACCACUAGGGCCUGGUUCCAAAACUGAACUGAAAAAUGAAAUGUCCGUUAAAAUGUCCAACUUUGCAGCAGAAACAAAUUUACUGUCUGGUUCAAAAAACAAUUUUGAUCCUCAUAGCUAUAUUUCACAUCCAUCACUGUACGUGGGGUGAACUUUUUGUACUACAUCAGGUAGAAUUAUACAAAGCAAAAAAUGUAUAUAAUUGUUUGGGGGUGUGGUUUUUUAUAAUUAACAGAAGGUUUAGCCAAUGGCUAGCUGUCCUCGCAAUAGCUACUUGGUGCUUAGAACUGUAUUGACUUCAGAGCAUAGCAUUUUUAGUUAUUUUCUGAUAUGUGUUUUUAUAUGUAUUUGGGGGGGUGUAUAGACAAUAGUUCUAAGCACUAUAUUUUUGAUAAGAACUUUGUCAGGUAUUGAUUUUUUUAAAUUUGUGAUCUUAAAAAAGAGGCCAUCAGGUACAGAUACAUGUGUUAAUAUCCAUCCUUUGGAGAAAAAAAAGAAGAAAAACCCACAAUGGUUGAUUAAAAUAUCUUGAAUGAUUGUGCGAUCUGAGCCUGAUAUACCUUCACCUUGGAGUUCACCUAGAAUCACUUUUCAUCUUUUCUGGGAGUACCAAAUAACUUGUCAAGGUUAGUUUCAUUCUUUUGACUCUUAAAAAUAUAAAUCAUUGAACGUGAAUGUGUCAACUUUGAGUAAAAUAUCAUGUAUUAUUACUUUUGUUGAUCUUUUAUUUCUUUAAUAGGAGGGUAUAAACUCAUUUGUCCACAUCUGUAUGUGAAUAGUUUCUCUUGUUUUAUGAAUGACUGUUGCUUGUUCUAAUAUUCAUUGUAGAACUUACUGCAACAAUGCCAAAUCGUCAAACACAUUUUUCUUUCUGUAAAAUAUCAAGUAUUUUGUAUUACUAGCUGUUUUUUCUCAGCAUCUAAAAUUUGUCAUGUACGUGUGUUCAUGUGCCUUUCAGACUAUAGAAAUUGAGCAGCAACAUGCUACUUGACUGAUAAAUGUGUGUUCUUCACCUCAAACUUGGAGCAUCAGUAACUAUGACCUUCUGGAAAGUAAUUUUGAUAUUCACAAUAAAUGCUGUACCUAUGUUUUAAAAUUC
This is a messenger RNA of Cololabis saira (Pacific saury), 4056 nucleotides long. RefSeq names its product receptor (TNFRSF)-interacting serine-threonine kinase 1, like (gene ripk1l). The coding region runs from base 112 to 2097 and encodes 661 amino acids. The transcript has 11 exons. The record is from RefSeq and is a predicted model, not a curated record. Gene Ontology annotation, molecular function: protein binding; ATP binding; JUN kinase kinase kinase activity. Lineage: Eukaryota; Metazoa; Chordata; Actinopteri; Beloniformes; Belonidae. Gene Ontology annotation, biological process: protein phosphorylation; signal transduction.